Molecule: messenger RNA, 1602 nt
Organism: Eruca vesicaria subsp. sativa (arugula)
Lineage: Eukaryota; Viridiplantae; Streptophyta; Magnoliopsida; Brassicales; Brassicaceae
Source: the annotation of a GenBank genome assembly
AUGGAUAAAGGAGCACCACCACCACCUCCGAGCAUCUUUGUGAAUGAUGGGUCCUUCAUGGAAAGAUUCAGACAGCUUCAACAGGAGAAAGAUGAAGCCAAGGAUAAGGUUCUUCCCCAUGUUGUAGAGGAGUCCAAGCCUGUGAAGGUUAUAUCUGGGAUUUCUAAUCCUAGGCCUUCUUCUGCUACUAAAGUCUCCAUUGGGUUUAAGACCAAUGAUGCCGCACAGAAGAAAGGUGGUAAGCUUGCUUUCAGCUUGAAGCAAAAGUCUAAGCUUCUCGCCCCUCCUGUAAAGCUUGGUGAAGAAGAGGAUGAUGAUGAGGAUGAGGGGGAUGCGAGAAGUGAUCAAAGGUUUGGAUCUGCUAAGCGUCCAAAGUUAGAGCAGGGAAGAGACACACCUGCCAAGUCAGCCAAACUGUUAGAUGUUGCACCUCCUGCGCCCAGUGACCCUACUGUGAAGAAUGCUGCUGAUAAACUAGCAAGCUUCGUUGCUAAGAAUGGAAGGGCAUUUGAGGAUGUUACACGCCAAAAGAAUCCUGGGGAUACACUAUUUAAGUUUCUUUUUGAUGAGAGCUGUGCGGACUACAAGUACUAUGCAUUCAGGCUGUCUGAAGAGGAAAAAUCUAUUUCACAAGCCAAGGAAUCUGGUGUACAUCACAGUGGUAAUUAUUUCAAAACGCCUUUGUGCCCGCGGUUGUCCACAACACCAAUCACUUCCCAGAAGUCAGCUCAGCAACAAAGAGGCUAUCAGAUCCCGGCUUCGGCUCUCUUUGAUGCUCCUGAGGAACAUGGAGCUUCCUCUAGAUCUGCUCAGGCAUCAGUUACAAGACAUAACAACAGCGACUCUUUUAAUGCGCCUAGGGCUGCAGACCCUAUUUCAAUGAUGGAGUUUUACAUGAAGAAGGCUGCCCAAGAAGAGAAGAUGAGACGUCCUAGGCAGUCAAAAGAUGAAAUGCCCCCACCAGCUUCUCUUCAAGGCUCAUCUGCAACUCCUUUCGCAGACUCAGGAAAGAGAGGCCAUCACAUGGGUGAUUAUAUCCCACCGGAGGAGCUAGAUAAAUUCCUUGCAAAGUGUGACGAUGUAGCUGCUGUAAAAGCCACAAAGGAGGCAGCUGAGAAGGCUAAGAUCCAAGCAGAUAACGUCGGACAUAAGCUCUUAUCAAAAAUGGGUUGGAAAGAAGGUGAAGGUAUAGGAAGCUCUAGAAAGGGUAUGGCAGACCCUAUAAUGGCAGGAGAUGUAAAGACUAACAACUUGGGAGUUGGGGCUUCCGCUCCAGGAGAAGUUAACCCCGAGGAUGAUAUAUACGAGCAGUACAAGAAGCGAAUGAUGUUGGGAUACAAACACAGACCCAAUCCACUGGGAAAUCCCAGGAAAGCUUAUUAUUAAGAACCAUUCAAUGUGCUGCAGACAAUCAUGACUCACCCACCAAGCCCCAGAUGAUCUUUUACUUUUUUAUUAAAAUAUAAUGUCCCAAGUUCUUAUAUUACUCUGAUGAAUUGAAGUGUUUGUUUGGAUUGGAUUUGUUUGCAAAUAGAUCUCUAUCUGUUGAGAUUGGAAUUGACUGAGAGAUUUCGAUUCUUAUAUCUUCAUUAAUGUUUUUAA